AUGGCUAGUAGUGUUGACCGAGUGAAUGAGGUUUCUCCUCCGGAAUCGGUGCAGAAGGAAAAUAUGUCGAACAACUCUACAGAAGAUGUUGCAGAGCACGUCCAGGUAGGCAAAGAGGUUAUAUCAGGGACCAAUGCCAAUGGCGUAGCCCAAAAGAAGACAUUCGACGAGCCAGUUAUUGAGAUUUCGACUCCGGCAUCGGUGCAGAAGGAAAAUAUGUCCAGCAACUCCGUUGAAGAUGUUGCACAGCAUGUCCAAAUGGGCGCAGAUGCUAUACCAGAUACUAGUGCCAACAGCUCAGACCAAAAUAACGCGUUGGGCGAGAGUACGAAAGUCGAGCAGACAUCAGAGGAUGGCGACGAACGCUUUGUGAAGGGUCCUGUAGAAGCCACAGGAAAUUCGACUGCUCCCAGUCCACCCACGUCGCAGGAUAAUCUCAAGCGUCACACAAGGGCAUAUUCCAAUGUCUCUGGUAGUCCAUGGACGAUGAAAUCCGCAGUGCAUCUUGUGAAAACUACGCUAGAGGGUAUACUACAAGCAAAAUCCAUGCACAAACAUCCUAAUAAUGAAAAACUGGUUGAGAAAACUGUGAAAAACUUGACCGAGCAACUCCUGCAAUCUGAAAACGAUCCAAAGUUUUUGGAUUCUCUGUUGGUCUUUGAGGCACUACGUGCUUGCUGUAGAACUAAUGUUCCAGAAAUACAGGUUAGCGCUCUUGAUUGUCUAUCAAAGUUGUUUGCCUUUAAGGCGUUAGACGAGAAUGUUUUAGUCAACCCUCCAAAUUCCGCAGCAUCAAACGACCAGGGCACGACGUUGCCAGACUCUGGUGUUACACCACCUCCAAGAAUGCGGCUGAUAGAUGCUGCCGUUGAUACCAUAACCGACUGUUUUGAUGGAGAAGCGACUGAUGGGAAGGUCGAGUUGCAGGUAGUCCGCGCCCUCGCAAGCUGUAUAUUGACAGAUGAGCCUUAUUGCAAUUGUCACGGUGCAUCACUAUUAAAGGCCGUCAGACAAAUCUAUAAUAUUUUCAUCCUGUCACUAAGCUCGUCCAACCAGGGAAUUGCACAAGCAACGCUAACGCAGAUUGUAAAUGCUACUUUUGAGAAGAUCAAUGUUGUGUCAUUGUAUCCACCAUCUUUUUCUCAGAAUAGUCUGAGGAAAGAGCCAUUAGAACAUUAUUCGCCGACAUCAGUCGAGGACCAACCGCCUCUAACCCUUCAAAACUUAGAAAGCUUCAAUGAGGAACACGAAGGACAGUUAGAUAGUAUGGAUACAGAGCAUGAUGCUUCCACUACUGACGAGCAAAGUUUGAUAGUCAAGGAUGCUUUUUUGGUUUUCCGGGUGAUGUCCAAACUCUCUGUUAAACCACUGGAUGACAACUUAGAUAUGAGGUCAUACGCUGUGCGCUCGAAAUUACUUGCACUUCAUAUCAUCCAUUCUAUAAUGCGGGACCAUAUAGACGUGUUUUUGUCGCAUAAUGUUUUGCUUCCCGGAAAGCAGAACACCACCCUUCUGAAUGGUGUCAAACAAUACUUAUGUCUUGCACUAGCAAGAAAUGCAGCAUCGCCCAUAGCUCCUGUAUUUGAAAUUACUUUUGAAAUAAUGUGGUUGCUGGUUUCUAACUUGAGAUCUGAAUUUAAACGUGAGAUACCCGUUUUUCUGACAGAGAUAUAUUUCCCUAUAUCUCACAUGAAAUCUUCUACUCCACAUCAGAAGAGGUAUUUUUUGAGUGUUAUCCAACGACUAUGCAAUGACCCGAGAACCUUAAUUGAAUUCUACCUAAAUUAUGACUGCGACAGUAGUAUGCCUAAUAUUGUCGAGACUGUUGUGGAUUAUUUGACGCGACUGGCGCUAACACGUGUCGAUAUCACCGCAUCACAGCGUGCGUACUAUGAUGAACAAGUGAACAAACCCCUUGCAACGUAUAACCUAUCGCAGUUGCCUUUAUUAUCCAUAUCUAAUGUUAGCAGUAUGUCUGUUGCUCCACAGCAACUCCAAUUCCCGGUGGAAUUUGCGCUUAAAAUGACCUCGUUGAAAUGUAUGUUGGCCGUGCUAAGAUCACUAAAUUCUUGGGCCGACAAGGCGACGGCUCCAAAUGGCACAUUAAACCACAAUAGGGCAUCUGUUGGCUCCAGUACGAUUGAAAGGAAGCACUCUUCGGCUUUUAGCUCUUUCAGUCACACUAUGAACACAACACCUGUAGGAGACCAGAAUAGUGUCCAACAAUCGGAAGCGAGUGAGGAUAUUGAUGAUCCCACACAGUUUGAAAAUUUGAAGUUAAGGAAAACAGAACUGCAAAAAUGUAUUCGGUUAUUCAACUUCAAACCACAUAAGGGAAUACAAGAUCUUUUGAAACUUGGCUUUAUUAAAGAUACAACGCCGAACGCUAUUGCUAAAUGGUUACUUUAUACACCGGGAUUAGAUCUCGCAGCGGUAGGUGACUACCUAGGCGAGGGCUCAGAGGAAAAUAUUGCAAUAAUGCACGCUUUCGUUGAUGAGUUAGACUUCAGUAAUCUUUCGUUAGUUGAUGCGUUGCGUGUUUUUCUUCAGAGGUUUAGGUUACCGGGUGAAGGCCAGAAAAUCGAUCGCUUCAUGCUGAAAUUUGCCGAGCGCUAUGUUGACCAGAACCCCGAUAGGUUUGCGACUCUUACCGCAUACACUUUGUCUUAUUCCAUCAUUCUCCUGAAUACCGAUUUGCACUCUUCUCAAAUUAAAAACAAGAUGACGCUCGAUGAGUUCGUUGACAAUAAUAGAGGUAUAGACAAUGGUAAGGAUUUACCGAGAGAAUUACUUGCCCAGCUGUUUAAUGAAAUUGCGCAAAACGAAAUCAAAUUACAAUCGGAGCAGCAUCAAGCAAUGAUUGCAGGUGAUUUAAACCCCGUGCACCAACAAUCCGCCUUUGCAUUCUUCAGCGGCAAAGAUUUAGAAAGGGAAGCGUAUAUGCAGUUAUCGAAAGAGAUAUCUUCCAAAACAGAGUUAGUUUUCAAAAAUUGGGAGAAAGCCAAAUCUGGAGACAAAGUGUUUUAUGCUGCCUCUCACGUGGAGCAUGUAAGGUCCAUAUUUGAGACUUUAUGGAUGUCGUUUUUGGCGGCAUUAACUCCUCCUUUUAAGGAAUAUGAUGAUUUAGAGACCACCAUGAUGUGCCUAGAAGGGCUAAAAAUGUCAAUAAAGAUAUCCACGCGAUUUGGUAUUGACUAUGCAAGGGCUUCUUUUAUUGGUGCCCUAAUACAAUUUGCGAACUUGCAAAACAUUCAAGAAAUUCAGCCGAAGAAUGUAAACGCUAUUAUCGCAUUGCUGGAGGUUGCGUUGUCUGAGGGAAACUUCUUCAGGGAUUCAUGGAGGGACGUUCUUGUAAUCGCAUCGCAAGUGGAAAGAUUACAGCUGAUAUCGAAGGGUGUGGACGGUGAAUCAGUUCCAGACGUCGCGCAGGCUCGAUUGGCUAACCAUAGGAGUUCCUUUGACUCGACGAGAUCUAUGUCUAUGUCCUUUUUUGAGAGAUGGACCAAAAAAUCCAAUCCAAUCGAGAUUGCGCAGGAAAAGCAUCAUAAUCAGUCCUUGUCUCCUGAGAUAUAUGAUUAUAUCUCCUCCAGCAAACUGGUCGUUCUUAUUGAUCGUAUUUUUACCAACAGUUCAAAGUUGUCUGGUCAGGGUAUUAUGGACUUUAUUAAAGCUCUCAUUCAGGUUUCACGUGAAGAGAUAGAAUCUUCGCAGGACGCCGCUACUCCAAGGAUGUUUUCAUUGCAGAAAAUGGUAGAUGUUUGUUAUUACAAUAUGGAUCGUAUAAGAGUUGAGUGGACACCCAUUUGGGCUGUACUCGGAGAAGCGUUUAACUGGACUGCAACUAGUCCGAAUCUUGCAGUUGUAUUCUUUGCGAUUGAUUCUUUACGGCAACUUUCUAUCCGCUUCCUAGAUAUUGAGGAGCUUCCUGGUUUUGAAUUUCAACAUGAUUUCUUAAAACCCUUUCAGCACAUAAUACAGAAUACUACAAAUACAGAUGUCCAGGAAAUGUGUAUGGAAUGCUUCCGUAACUUCAUCUUGGUGAAAUCGACUACGUUGAAGUCCGGUUGGAAACCAAUUUUAGAGUCACUACAAUUCUGUGCCAGGUCUUCGAAAGAGAGCAUAGUGCUAAAAACUUACCAGCUCAUUACUGUGGAUGUAAUGAAAGAUCAUUUUGAAAGCGUCUUUGUACAAGAAGAUGCGUUUAUUGAAUUAGUUGGUGUUUUACGAGAGAUAACGAAAAACAGGAAAUAUCAGAAACUGUCUUUACACUCUUUAAAAUCACUGAAAAAGAUAUAUCAGAAGGUUGCUGAGCUUUGCUUUAAAAAGGAAAACCAACAUUUACUACACGGCAAAGAUAUUUUUGAAGAUAUAUGGUACCCCGUUCUGUAUUCCUUCAAUGAUGCUGUUAUGACUGCUGAUGAUUUGGAAGUGAGAUCGCGCGCCUUAAAUUUCAUGUUUGAUGCCUUGGUGGAAUAUGGAGGAGAAUUUGGCAUUAGUUUCUGGGAAAGUGUUUGCACAAGGCUUUUGUUCCCGAUAUUUGGGGUUCUGUCAAAACAUUGGGAAGUUAACCAAUUCAAUAGUCAUGAUGACCUCAGUGUGUGGCUAUCAACCACUUUGAUCCAGGCACUACGUAAUAUGGUCGCCCUGUUUACGCAUUACUUUGAUUCACUGAACGAAAUGUUGGAUGGCUUCCUGGUUUUGUUAGUCUCUUGCAUCUGUCAGGAAAAUGACACCAUUGCCAGGAUUGGUAGGUCUUGUCUGCAGCAAUUGAUUAUCCAGAACACCAACAAGUUCGGGACAACGCAUUGGGAGCAGGUUACCAACUCGUUUGCCCGGUUAUUUGAGCUUACCACUGCCACAGAACUUUUUGAGUCAGAUCCAUUGAAGCGUGGAAGAAAGCCAUCAGUAGCCACAAUCAACACCAACGGUACUGCUGAAACCCAAUCAUGUGCCAGUGAUGUUGAUCGGGAAGUCGAGCGUGCCCAACGCGAGGAGAAGGGCGAGGAUGUUGGCAACGCCAGUACUGAAGAGGAUAAGCCUAUGAGCCGACUCGUGCGCACGAAAAGCAGCGAGGAGAUUGGGCACCGUGUAAGUAUUAAGAAUACCAUCGUGGUAAAAUGUGUCCUGCAGCUGCUUAUGAUAGAGUCGCUUAGCGAGCUCUUUGCGGAUGAGAACUUCGCAAACGCAAUACCCUUCAAAAACGCCAUCCGGCUUACCAGUCUUCUAGAAUCCUCCUACUGGUUUGCUCGCGACUUUAAUGACGACUUUGAGUUGCGUAACCGCCUGGUGAACGCCCGCAUCGUGGACAAGAUUCCAAACCUCAUGAAGCAGGAAACUAGCAGUUCGGCAGUCUUGAUCGACAUCCUCUUCAAGAUAUACUUGAACGAUGAAACUCCGGAUUCUGAAACCAGUGCCGAUCUACUGGCUCGUUUGGUCGGCAUAUGUACCCAAAUUGUCGUGCGCUACGUUGCACUGGACGAGGCUACGAUGGAGCGGACGAUCGCCACCUGGCGCCCAGUAAUUGUGGAGAUCCUCCUCGGCUACCAUGAGCUAGACGAUGAUGACUUCAGAUCGCAAUCCCCGGCGAUGUAUAAACUCGUGCUACAGGUCCUGGAUAAGGCUUGCCCCCUAGAUCUGAGACAUGCCAUCAAGGUAUUCCUUUCCAGGGUGGGCGAUCUCUACCUGGUGUAG
Molecule: messenger RNA, 5691 nt
Organism: Eremothecium gossypii ATCC 10895
Lineage: Eukaryota; Fungi; Ascomycota; Saccharomycetes; Saccharomycetales; Saccharomycetaceae
Gene: SEC7
Product: Arf family guanine nucleotide exchange factor SEC7
Exons: 1
Coding region: 1-5691 (1896 amino acids)
Biological process (GO): regulation of ARF protein signal transduction
Molecular function (GO): guanyl-nucleotide exchange factor activity
Source: RefSeq, marked provisional